Phyllopteryx taeniolatus (common seadragon) is the source of this 1235-nucleotide messenger RNA. It is a transcript of the gene twist1b, whose product is annotated as twist family bHLH transcription factor 1b. The transcript has 2 exons. Gene Ontology annotation, biological process: regulation of transcription by RNA polymerase II; developmental process. Gene Ontology annotation, molecular function: DNA-binding transcription factor activity, RNA polymerase II-specific; protein dimerization activity; RNA polymerase II transcription regulatory region sequence-specific DNA binding. Bases 159 to 713 code for a protein of 184 amino acids. NCBI's taxonomy places the organism in Eukaryota, Metazoa, Chordata, Actinopteri, Syngnathiformes, Syngnathidae. The record is from RefSeq and is a predicted model, not a curated record.
ACUUGUGCUCCCGGAGGCCCAUCGAUGGAUGCUCGGCUGUCUUCAAAGCGCGAAGACCUACAGGUGGACUAACCCGAGGACUUGAUGACAGGGAGCUAAUAUUGGGACUCCUUUAGAGGGGGGGGGGGAGCGGCACUAUUUCCGUGUGGCGAGUGGAGAUGUCCGAGGAAAACUUGGGGGAAGAGUCGAGCAGCUCCCCGGUCUCCCCUGUGGACAGCAGCCCGAGCAACAGCGAGGGGGAGGCGCACACGCAGCCCAAAAGAAGCGCCAGGAAGCGGAGGCCGAGCAGGAAAAACGCCGCCGCCACCGCCGCCGCCGCCGCCGCCGCCGAAGACUCGGACAGCCCGAGCGCGGCAGGGGGCAAGCGGGGCAAGAAGUCGAGCAGCAGCGGCGGCGGCAGCCCGCAGUCGCUGGAGGAGCUCCAGAGCCAGCGCGUCAUGGCCAACGUGCGGGAGCGUCAGAGGACUCAGUCGCUCAACGAGGCCUUCGCGGCCCUGCGCAAGAUCAUCCCCACGCUGCCGUCCGACAAGCUCAGCAAAAUACAGACGCUCAAACUGGCCGCCAGGUACAUCGACUUCCUGUGCCAGGUGCUGCAGAGCGACGAGCUGGACGCCAAGAUGUCCAGCUGCAGCUAUGUGGCGCACGAACGGCUCAGCUACGCCUUCUCCGUGUGGAGGAUGGAGGGCGCCUGGUCCGUGUCCACAUCUCACUAGCGCCCGCGCGACUCGAGCCCAACACGGUGACUGCUGAUUCUCUACUUCUCACAUUCUGACGGGACAUGUCUGGAGUCCAAUGCUGGAUACAUGGGAUCACUAUUUAAAGCAAAGACCACGGAGGUGCUGCAGGGGAUUUUUCUUGUCGUUUGUUAGCUUUUCUUUUUUUUUUUUUUUUUUUUUUUGCAGCCACUCUGAUGACGGUUUAUGUGCAUGUUGUUGACGACGAAUGUUGAAUAUAUCACAUGUAUUGGGACUUAUUUCGGUGUGAGUGCGUGUGUGUGUUCUCUACUGGUGGUGUAGCCCACAUUAUGAGGCGAUUUUUUUUUUUUUUUUUUUUUUUUUUUUUGGUGGAGCAAACCUGUGCUAAAAAAAAAAAAAAUAUUGUCAGAAAACAUUUAUUUAUUUAUUGGUAUUACAUUUAGGAAUAAAUCCUGUGUCUGAAAUACAAAUACAUUCCUAUUUUUAUUAUCACUUUUGUAAAUGUUUGUAUAUUUUUUUGCAAUAAAGAAAAGGAGAAUA